Molecule: messenger RNA, 728 nt
Organism: Rubroshorea leprosula
Lineage: Eukaryota; Viridiplantae; Streptophyta; Magnoliopsida; Malvales; Dipterocarpaceae
Source: the annotation of a GenBank genome assembly
AAAUUGCACGCAGAGAUUCAAGAUCAUGAACGUUCCAUUGGAUUUUCUUCACAAAAUGUGCUCAUAUGAAGUUGAAAUUCAUGGUGUCAAGGUCAAGGCACACCUAGCUGAUUGGGCCAUCUUGGUUGAUACACAUAUUUAUGAGAUUUACAAGUUCAUUUUUAGAGGAAAAAGUCUUGUUGCUCUUGAUGUUAAGACUGUGACCAAUGUAGCGCAGUUGGUCAUUCUUGGUGCUGGAACUGAAUUCCUCAUAAUUCAGUUACAUUCCUUGGACUCUUAUCCCUUAUUGCUUGAUGAUUUAUUUUCUCAAGCGAUUGUUUGUUUUGUUGGUGUUAGAAUAAGUGACAUUUUGAGUUAUUCCAUUAACAUCAAAGUAAAAAUCAUAAAAAUUUGUGUUCUCAUUCAAGAACAUGGAUUGAAAAAGUUGGCUCAAGCAGCUGGAAUAACAUUGAAGCAGUCAACUUUUUCUGGCACCAAAACACCUCCAUGGAGUGUACGGCUGUUUUCAGCUGAGCAGAUCAGGCUUGCAAUACAUGAUGCUUAUACGGCUUAUGUCAUAGGAAGCAAACUUUUGGAGCAGAUAUAGGUGUCGAAUUUUGUUAUUGAAAAUGGGAUUUGUGUUUUGUUCUUGAAUCUUGAUGGGAUUAUGUCUGUGAUAUGGGUCAUGUUUUGCUUUCCUGUUCUAUUCUAAACAUUGUUUUGCUGUUUUAUAAAUCAAUAUCCUAAGG